Osmerus eperlanus (European smelt) is the source of this 778-nucleotide messenger RNA. It is a transcript of the gene gtf2h5, whose product is annotated as general transcription factor IIH, polypeptide 5. The record is from RefSeq and is a predicted model, not a curated record. Lineage: Eukaryota; Metazoa; Chordata; Actinopteri; Osmeriformes; Osmeridae. Gene Ontology annotation, biological process: nucleotide-excision repair, preincision complex assembly; nucleotide-excision repair; transcription initiation at RNA polymerase II promoter. The coding region runs from base 119 to 334 and encodes 71 amino acids. Gene Ontology annotation, cellular component: transcription factor TFIIH core complex; transcription factor TFIIH holo complex. The transcript is spliced from 3 exons.
CCCAUACAUCCCAUAAUUCUUUGAGGCAGCGUCACGGAGAAGCAAUAUACGUCAACAAAGCCAGCAACACAGCUGGAUCCCAUUUUUAUUGCUACCCAAGUCCUGUCUGCCUGACAAAAUGGUCAACGUCCUCAAGGGUGUCCUUGUUGAAUGUGACCCGGCCAUGAAGCAGUUUCUGCUGUACCUAGAUGAAACGUCAGCCCUGGGAAAGAAAUUCAUCAUCCAGGACCUGGACGACACGCACGUGUUUAUCUUGGCUGAGGUGGUCCAUAUCCUCCAGGAGAGGGUGGGAGAGCUUAUGGACCAGAACUCUUUCCCCGUCACCCAGAAGUAAAGGAGAGCAGAACACUGAGCUCGUCACUGUAGAACUAAGGACAAUGUACCUUUGGCAGCCUGUCUCUACUGACUGGACGGAUCUUUUGAAUUGAUUACAUUGUUUGCAGAAAAUUCACUUUCUACUGGGUUAAGAAACACCCUUUAGAUAUAAAAACAUUGAACAUCUUUAUCCUUUACAUGCAUUACAUAUUUGCAUUGCUAUCCGCACAUGUAUCAGUGGUAGCAGAGUUUUUGUUGGGAUUUACGACUCUGUUGUAAGGUUGUUCAUAUAAUUGAUCCAGUGUGGAUGUAAAAAAAAUGACAUGAAACAAAUAUACGCUGAUGGUUGAGUGAAGAUGCAUACCCAGUAUUAACUGUUCUCCUGGUGUGUUGUAAGUGCUGACUUUAAUACAUAACUCUAUGGCUUUUCAAAAACGUGGAAUAAACUUUUGAUAUGCUUGUA